AUGACAAAUGAAAAUGACACUGUGAAAAAUGUAGACAGCUUUGUAAUCACUGGAUUUGAUCAUCUGCAGAACCAAAAAUUCCUCGGAUUCCUUAUCUUAAUAACCUACAUGCUCAUAAUGCUUGGGAAUGGCAUCAAUCUAUGCAUUAUAUUGACAGACAGACAUUUACACCGACCAAUGUACAUUUUAAUCUGUAACCUAGCUGUCGUCGACAUAAUGUUCUCAUCUACCUGCAGCACUACCAUGAUCUCAGUGCUGCUAGCUGAGAUUAAAACAGUUUCAUACUACUCUUGUAUUUCAAGGAUGUACUUCUAUCAUCUUGGUGAUUUCACAGAGUGCAUGGCUUUGACCUUAAUGGCAUUAGACCGAAUUAUUGCGAUUAGACUUCCGUUAAGGUAUCACACCAUUGUAACAAAUUCACGAACAGUUCUGUUUAUAUUGCUGACCUGGCUUGCUGGUUUCAUUGUAAUAGGGGUUGUAACAUCUGUGGCGAAUGGUCUUCCAUACUGCCAGCCUGUCAUCAGAUAUGUGUUUUGUGAGUAUGCUUCAUUAAUCCGAGCUGCUUGUGUCAAUCCUGAGCCAUAUUUUGUCUUACCUGUAAUGUUAAGCCUGUGGCCAAUGUGCGGACAGUUUCCAUUUAUUAUAUGCACUUAUGCUGUCCUGGCAUAUAGUGUGACCAAACUAUCCAACAAUUCAAGCAGAAUGCAAAUGAUCAACACAUGCGUGAGUCACCUAAUUGUUCUGUUCAGUUUUUAUGCUCCAAAGUUUGUUUCUAUAUUAUUAACUCGAUUAGGAGUUGUGCUAAAUUUAACAGAGCGAAAUGCAAUAUUAAUUACUGCCUCUCUGGUUCCUCCCUUAAUAAACCCCACUGUUUAUUCCAUCAGGACUAAAGAGAUCAGGAAACGAAUAGUAGAUGCAUUUCUUUUCAAAAAAAUUGUACCAGUUCACUUUUAG
This is a messenger RNA of Xyrauchen texanus (razorback sucker), 954 nucleotides long. Its product is annotated as olfactory receptor 10G4-like. Lineage: Eukaryota; Metazoa; Chordata; Actinopteri; Cypriniformes; Catostomidae. Gene Ontology annotation, biological process: G protein-coupled receptor signaling pathway. Gene Ontology annotation, cellular component: membrane. Bases 1 to 954 code for a protein of 317 amino acids. The record is from RefSeq and is a predicted model, not a curated record. Gene Ontology annotation, molecular function: G protein-coupled receptor activity; olfactory receptor activity. The transcript has a single exon.